Messenger RNA from Lichtheimia ornata, 3909 nucleotides. RefSeq lists its product as uncharacterized. The record is from RefSeq and is a predicted model, not a curated record. The transcript is spliced from 17 exons. NCBI's taxonomy places the organism in Eukaryota, Fungi, Mucoromycota, Mucoromycetes, Mucorales, Lichtheimiaceae. Gene Ontology annotation, biological process: regulation of transcription by RNA polymerase II. Gene Ontology annotation, cellular component: core mediator complex; mediator complex. Gene Ontology annotation, molecular function: transcription coregulator activity. The coding region runs from base 1 to 3909 and encodes 1302 amino acids.
AUGCAACCGAUUUCGCAAACGAGCGACAAGGAGGGGUUGAUGGAAACUAACGGCCAUGCGACAACAACAACGACGACAACGACAGCUUCACCAUCGCAACAAGACGGCAUCAAUGGCAAAUCAGUGAUCUCGAAGGCUGUGGAUCCAACACCAUCGCAGAAUGGCAACGUCGAAAAGAUCGCGCUUCAGAAUGAAAUGGCUAGCAUGGUGCCUCUUCAAGUCCUUAUUGGAAAAAUGGUCAACAAAACCUAUGCCGAUUUGCAAACGCUGACUGAUACAUUAUCAUCACGAGGCGAAGUGGAAAAGAAGCGUCAAAUCCUCAAGUAUGUCACAUUUGUGCAGAACCAAAUGCUCAAAUUAUCAGUCUUGGUCAAGUGGGCUGAAAACGCGGAUGAUAUUCAGAUGUGUCAGAAUAUCAUGGCUUUUCUGGCAAAUCAAAAUCAGUUCUUUUACGAUGCAACUCGUUUCUUGAACAAGAUCCACGUCGAAUUACCACGAGCACGGAUACGCAACUUUGAUAUUCCCACCGCUGUCGAUGUUCUUACUACGGGAUCAUAUCAACGCAUGCCAAGCAAAUACAAGGAUAUGGUACCACGUUCACCACUCACCGAUGAAGAAGUCUUGGAAACAUUCCGCAAAAUGAAUGACGUGAUUCGCAUGAGGAUGUUGACAACCGAGGUCUUGCCAUCACCAAUGCAGCAUUAUCGUAUUGAGAGUGGUCGGAUCACAUUUACAAUCAAGGAUGAGUUUGAAGUCUCUUUGACGUUGAUGGGCCCGCCAAGUGAACAACGAUGGUGGAUCGUGUCGUUGGAUAUACAGGUCAAAUCGACUGUUGGAAGUGGGGCUGCAGAUGUUGAUAUAUCAUUGAAUGAAAUUCAGCGACAAUAUCUUCGGGUGAAUGCACAAAAGCAACUCGUCCCACCUCAACCACCACAAGACGAACAGACCAAAACGCCAUUAUUCUUUCCACUCGUCAACUUGCAUGAUUACCUGCAUCUAUUUUGUCUCAAUAUGCAAUUGGAGAUCAUCUACAUGCAAUCGACAAUGGUAUCAAAGACGCGGUGGCUUGAACAACUCAAGGUGCAAAUGGACCCUACACGCAAUAAGUUGGUGCUCGUGUAUUGGAAAGGUGGAUCUCCUACAGCACAUUGGGCACAUCCUCAGUUGGAAUUGGCUGGAAGACCACUUGAGAAUAGCACAACGAUUGAGAUUUCAGUUGUCGAUGAGAAAUCAAAGCGCAAGGGACCAUACUCGGAUCAAAUCAACAUGGCGAUCAGUGUUCGAGAUGAUAUGCGAGGUCUUGUACAACGAGCAGGCUUGGGUGCAUCGGCUAUGCUUUCCUCAGUGGACGAAGAAGAUAAGCCAGCUGUGGUAUCGGCAUUACAAUAUCCCAAGAAUCAACUUGAAGUCCUGUGGGGUGGUUUCAACAAUUUGCACGCUGACAAGGAAUUAUUGAACCCAUCCGAUUUGAACAUUGAACGUGUACUUUGGCAUGUCACACGACAUCACAGCACUUGUAUCAUUAAACGAUUCCGAAGCUUACUCAAGGGACAAGAGCAGUUCUUGAACGACAAUGGACUCCAUUUGAUUGAAGGAUCUCUUGAAAACGUGUUAUCUGGCGUGGAUCGUAUUACAGAGACCAAAGAUGAUAUGGAUCAUGAUGAGCAGGACAUCCCAUCUAUUGCGAUCCGAUACCGCCACCGCCGAUAUAUCACCAUCACCAUGGAUGUGCGUACAGGUCGUGUCAAGGUGCGGGAACUUGGAUACAAGCUGGGUGAAGGAGAUGCCAAAUUGAAGGAGCUUGAAGAACGAUUGAACAGUGAUCCUGAAAACAUUGCACGCCACUUGCUUUGGUUACGAUCCGAGGUGGUGAUUCGUGAGAUCGUUUCUCUUGCAAAGCAGCUCAGCCUUCAACCAUUCUCCCCAUCUCAAAUGUCCUUACGGCCGGAUGAUUUUAUCAAGCUCUUUGGCGACUUGCCUACAUCACAUACACCAAGCGAACCAGCAACAAGUACAACAUCAGCAACCACAGCAGCACAACCCACCACCACCACCACCACCGCUGCUGCUACUGCAGCCGCCUCAAGAAGGCCGGCAUUAUACCCGUCGCACUGUGUAUUUCUACAAUUUGUUCAAUUUGAGGAUUGGUAUCUGGUGAUUGCUAUCGUACGAAAUGAAGUUUAUUCAUGGCUAUGUUGCAUAAACAAAACAUAUGACCAAAAUGGAUUAUUCCAAGUGAUUGUGGAUAUGAUGCAUGUCGAAUAUGAAGAGAUGUGGAAGGAGCACUUUUUACCUAAGCUGGAUGAGGAUACGGAUCGUGAUACUAGCAGCAAGCGGAGAAGAUCAAGCGUGGAACAAGAACAAGAUACGCAAUCUACAUCACAACACGUAACAAGGAAACGACGGAGGACUGAAGCAAGUUUGGAGGAUACAUCACAACAAGAAUCUACAACAGAGAUUAUAGACAAUUUAUCGGUUAAUUUGCGGUUCAUGGCGAAGCUGGACUCCCUAUGCCGCGCAUGUAUCACGAACUGCAAGAUAGAACUGCAAUUGCAGCGACUCAGGGGAUCCAUCAAUUUCACACCUCGCCCAUUACUCAAGUCACUGCCUACAGCCGAAUCUCAAGUACUCAAUCAUCCAGCUGCCAAGAAAAUGGAAGUGCUUUGUGUUCCACAGCGUGAUCUACUCAAAGCAUGCGUUAUGCGAAAUGUGGACGAGAGUCAUCCAACUGCCAACAACAGGGAGGUGCCGCUACACAUUCGACCAUGGGUUGAGAAGAUGAUACCAGAGAUGAAAAAUGAUGUCGUGAUGCGUGCAUCUGGUUGGUGGGCGUGCGGUCGCAGUGAAUGCUUUGUCGUUAUCCAAGAAAAGUUUGAUUGGAAAAACAUGCCAUUACCUACUCACGACAUUCGAGAUCACAUCUCACUUGACAAGGUCUCCAAUGUGCUAUCAUUUACCUAUACGGAUAUUGACAAUUGCAUCGACCGGUUCCUUGUUGAUUGGGAGCGUAUCUUUAUGAUGUCUUAUCUUGCUAGGCAAUCAUCAUCAAAGUGGAUGGAUCGAUAUAAGGAUCAACUCAAGUUUGAAUCGUUUGAUACACAUGAGCUCCGAUUUACAUACGCCAAGAACCUUUCUUGUUCAAUUCGAUGGGAUUCUCCAAGUCGAGGUCGUGCACGUCAAUAUGUGAUAUCUCUUGGUAUGAUGGAGAACGGCGAGCAUCCAAAACCAAAGGACAAGGAGUCAGCAACGUCUUUGCACAUGUACACUCAAAAUCCUCAUUGGCGUGUGACACCUUUCCUACAAGACAUCUUGAAUGAAAAGCGCGAUCUUGUUUAUCUUGUUCAGAUCAUGAUCCAGACAUUACCCUUCAUGGCCUGUCUUGAAAAGUUGGAGGUGGAUAUUGCUCAAAAGGGUGCCAUUGGCGAUAUAUCGAUCAUUCCUCACGCGGCUGAUUCAGUACGGAUAGUCUUUUCAUCAACGCACGCUCUGGAUAUACGCUUUACGGAUCACAAGACCUUAUGCAUAUCGGAUGUCGCAUUUCAACAUUUGUUUUAUUCCUCGUUGGCACUUGCAAAUACCCAAGGAAAAGGCGUGACAGCAACAGCCAAAUCAACUGAAGCAAGCGAGAUCAAGAAGGAGAGCAAUGAUGAUAAUGAAAAGGAAGGUACAAUGAAACCCAUCAAGGUGGCACAAUCAUUCAACUUUGAGCCAUUCACCAAAUUCGAUGAGCUCUUGGAAUCUGUGGAUGACUGGUUAUUUGUCGACGACAACGAUGAUGAAUCCAAACAAGAUCCCUGGUACUCGUUUAUGGAUGAAGAGGAGCCUACUGCAGUUCCCUUUCACCAUGGACUCUUGUGUUCUGCCUCUCUCUGUCGUCGCGUCAUUGGUCAAUUGGGUACAUUAGUGUAG